Molecule: messenger RNA, 828 nt
Organism: Loxodonta africana (African savanna elephant)
Lineage: Eukaryota; Metazoa; Chordata; Mammalia; Proboscidea; Elephantidae
Gene: TMEM72
Product: transmembrane protein 72
Exons: 5
Coding region: 1-828 (275 amino acids)
Source: RefSeq, a predicted model, not a curated record
AUGAAGCUCCAGGUGUUCUGGACUGGGCUGGAAUACACUUGCCGGCUCCUGGGCAUCACCACAGCUGCAGUGCUGAUCGGCGUGGGCACCGAGACCUUCCUCCGGGGUCAGUUCACAAGCCUGGCUUUCUAUCUGCUGUUUACAGGAGCUGCUGUCUCUGUGUGUGAAGGUGCCUACUUCGUGGCUCAGCUGCUGACCACCUGCUUCCAGUGCCAGCCAGGCUCCCUGGCCUACAGGGCAAAGGAGAAGGCCCGCUGGCUGGGCUGCUUCCAGAAGUUCCUGGCCUACCUGCUGCUGUCUGUGGCCUGCUUCCUCCACCCAGUCCUGGUCUGGCAUGUGACCAUCCCAGGCUCCAUGCUCAUCAUCACUGGCCUGGCCUACUUCCUGCUAAGCAAGCGGAAGAAGAGCAGAGCAGCCCCCCGGGGACCAGCCUCCCUAGAGCACUACACCGACCCCUCCAGCAGCGCUGUGAGCACCACCGGCUCCGGGGACACUGAGCAAACCUACACCUUCCACGGGGCCCUCAAGGAGGGGCCAGGCUCCCUCUUCGUCCACAUGAAGAGCAUCUUGAAGGGCGCCACACAACCCGGUGACUGCAAGCCCCCAGACACCCUGAUGGAGCUGAGCCUGGAGCCCACAGACACACUGCCCAAGAAGAAGCAGGUGCACUUUGAAGAGAAAGUGGUCAGGAUCAUCCCAUCACUCACUGAGGGCCUGGACGAUGGGGACAGCGAGCCAGAGGAGACCACCUCGGACACCGCCCCCAUCAUCCCCCCACCCCAGGCCCCACUCUUCAUGUCCUCACUCACGGCCACGGGCCUCUUCUGA